AUGGCGAGAAGCAAAGUCAAAAAAGUUAAACCGAGAAAGAAGAAGCCCGUAAAAUUGGAUAAGCAGUUCAACUGCCCCUUUUGCAGCUACAAGAAAUCGGUCGACAUUAAGCUGCACAGGUCGAAAGGAAUCGGCGAGCUGACCUGCCUCAAAUGCGGAGUGAAGUACGCAAGCCAGAUUACCAGCCUGGACGAGUGCAUUGACGUGUACAGCGAAUGGGUGGACAAAUGUUUGGAUGCCAACAAGAAAGGGUGCAACGAGCUUUUUUUUAAUGAUGAGUUGGCUGCCCUGAACAAUUUGGACGACUAGGGCAAGGCCAGCCAACUUUUGCAGGAUGGCCGGACUGGCUGGAGGAACGCUCCAUUUUGACGCCAACCCUGGGGGAAGGAGUCAAUCCCUUUCGCUACAAAACAGAUUUGUGUGUUCUUUUUGUGUUCCCCCUCGAUCGUAUGCACUUACGGAAUCAGCCCAUGGUCAGGUGCAUAAACGCAUGGAGGACCCUCCCCCCGGAUCAUCGACACUUUUAACCGCUAAACGAUUAACGUGUGUAAAUUACUCCUAUUCGCUUAGCAGCCAACGCGUGGGGAAAUGACCAGUCGCGCUUUCGGUACCCACGCGGAAGUGAACCAUCCUGUGCAUUCCACACAGAAGAAGCUGUUGCAGCCAUGAGGGGGUAACCUCUUGCGCAGUUUACCCAUGUGCACGUUAUUUGACCUCCUUUACCUUUUCAACCCCGUUUGUCGUUUUGGAGAAGCGACCCCACAGAGGGGUAUAAGGAGGGGGGGAAAAACGGGAAAACAUACCCGUCAUUUUGGCCCCCCAUACAUUCGUUCACUUUUUUCUUUUCUUUUUCGACGCGGCAACCCUGUGUGAGGGACGAGUUGAUCAUUCGCCCUGCCCAACGAACGAAGGGCACCUCAUUUUCCUUUUCCGACAUUUACAUAUCUAUGCCCUCGCGUGUUCCUGCUCGUGUGCCUACGUACGGGUGUGUGUUCAUGCAUGGACGCUCGUUGCUGCGAGAGCAAAUUUUGUUUUUCCACAACUCUCGCCCAAUUUUUUUUUUCAGUUCUU
Messenger RNA from Plasmodium vivax (malaria parasite P. vivax), 1071 nucleotides. RefSeq lists its product as hypothetical. The coding region runs from base 1 to 309 and encodes 102 amino acids. Gene Ontology annotation, cellular component: transcription elongation factor complex. Gene Ontology annotation, biological process: transcription elongation by RNA polymerase II. NCBI's taxonomy places the organism in Eukaryota, Apicomplexa, Aconoidasida, Haemosporida, Plasmodiidae. The transcript is spliced from 2 exons. The record is from RefSeq and is a predicted model, not a curated record. Gene Ontology annotation, molecular function: RNA polymerase II complex binding.